Python bivittatus (Burmese python) is the source of this 5427-nucleotide messenger RNA. RefSeq lists its product as uncharacterized. Gene Ontology annotation, molecular function: RNA polymerase II transcription regulatory region sequence-specific DNA binding; DNA-binding transcription factor activity, RNA polymerase II-specific. NCBI's taxonomy places the organism in Eukaryota, Metazoa, Chordata, Lepidosauria, Squamata, Pythonidae. Gene Ontology annotation, cellular component: nucleus. Gene Ontology annotation, biological process: regulation of transcription by RNA polymerase II; embryo development. The record is from RefSeq and is a predicted model, not a curated record.
GAAAGACUCUAGGGCGGAAUAUAGAAAAGAAAUACUUAUCGCAGUCCACCCAGAAAACCUUUUAUACACCACUUUUAUACGGUGGACUUGCAUCCGAUAUUAUUCAGGUUGCCACUCUGCUCGGGCCGAGCUGCGAUUGGAACCUGCGCUCUAUAAAAUUAAGAUGUAUUGAUAUUAAUAUUAAUGAAUUAAACUGAAGUACGGAGUUCCUAUUUAAUGUACGAACUGAAGGAUGAGCCAUUCUUUUGGUUUGUCAGGUUGGGGGGGUUUGCUCGGGAAUAUUUUGUUGUGAAAGAGCCCUGAGGGCAAAAUCUGUUCAGGCCGGCGUUCCAGCCCAGACAAUGGCCAGCCGGUGGACUGAGAGAAGCCUCCGAGCGGCUCCUGACUGCUGGAGCUUCCCCGUGGCUGAUGCUCGCUAUCAAUGGACGGGCAAUCAGGGGUGCCUCACUCGGCCCAUCAUCAGGCAGCCCUUGGCCGACCUUGUCUGGAUCGGGCGUGGGUAAUGCUUCCAGAAAAUACGAAGGCUGUUGGCUAGACGGGGAAAUGGAAAAGCAUCCUAGGAAAGGCCCAGCAAAAUGCCUCCCUGUGGUUAGUAAGAAAACUCGGCCAGGAGUUGAGCUCGAUUUGACAGAUCUUGCUUUCUCUGGGUCAGUGUAAAUUUGCAGGGGUGAAGUGCAGAAGUGGGGUUAAGUCCACGGGCUUUUUGCAGUCUCUCUCCUGCCCCCUUCCAGUGCUGGUUGUGUUGAUCUCCUCCCUGAAUUUGCAAAAUGUCUUUUUAGCAGUGCCAGUUGGUGGGCACAAUGGUUCUGUUCCAGAGAGUAACAUGCUUUAAGUAUGCAAAAUAUUUCUUCCACUGGUUAGCUUCAUGGAAUAAUCUUGAAUUCCAGUAUUGUACAAAAUGGUCUAAAACUUAUCUACCUGGGCAUGGUGUUAGAUAUAUCACAUUUCCUCUUGCCUUCUUUUCCAAGGAAAAGAAGCUCUAGAUUAUGUAAAUUUUCUCAUAGAGAAAAUAAUCUCUGAAUACAUAAUCCAGAAUUAUUUUGAUUACGCUAUCAGCUAUUUGGAAUGAAUGCACUUUCAGUAUAUAUGGAAUUGCUCAGGUAGUGGGCUCUAGUCCCACGUGGAUCACCAUUUAUUUAUGUGUUUAAUUAAUUUAUAGUCUGCUGAACUUCAUUUAUGACUCUGGGAAGUAUACAGUAUUUAAACAAUUUGAGACAAAGCAAUAUGAAACAAUCAUUUCUUCUUUAUCGUCAGGUCUGCAAGAGAUGUGAGAUCUCAGGCUGGGAAAGAAACGAGAUGGAUAUUCCAGGAUCAGCUUUUUUAAAAUUGGUUUGAAAUGGUGAUGGGAUGGCAACCAAGACUGAGAAGCAGAUGUCCAUAAAAGAAGAGCCAGAGCGUGUAGAAAGGCAGGUGAUCUUUAGAGGAGGAUCUAAGGAGAGCACCCCUCAAAGAUGUAAGCAGGAAAGGGGGACUGGAAGUCACUACCAUUUGCUGCCAGAGAGGAGAGAGAAAGUUGCUUCUGAUAAAACGCAAGUCAAAGCUGGCCAGUGCAAGGAGGAGAGUUUAAAAAGUCUUGACCAAAUAGUAAUCCAGCAACUGAUCCACAUUGGAGAAAGUAAAAUCACACCUAGCAAGCAGGAAAAUAGCUUCUGCCAGAGUGUAGACAUUAAUAGACCUCAGAUUGUCCAUUUAGCAGAGAAACCGUAUCUCUGCAUCAUUUGUGAAAAAACUUUCCGCAAUCACUCAGGUCUUCUGGUCCAUCAGAGAAUCCACACAGGAGAGAAGCCGUAUAAAUGCCCUGAUUGUGAGAAGAGCUUCAACCAGCGAUCACAUCUGACCUCUCACCAUGGGACCCACACAGGCGAGAAGCCAUUUAAAUGCUUUGACUGUGGGAAGAGCUUCAGUUAUAACUCCGGGCUCAUAAUACACCAGCGAAUUCACACUGGGGAGAAACCAUAUAAAUGCUCCAACUGUGAGAAAAGCUUCAGUCAAAAAUCUCAUCUCCUUUCACAUCAGAGGACCCAUAUGGGAGAGAAAUCCUUUAAAUGCCCUGACUGUGGGAAAAGCUUCAGUUACAACUCUGGUCUCGUAAUACAUCAACGAAUCCACACUGGGGAGAAACCAUAUAAAUGUUCUGACUGUGGAAAGAGCUUCAAUCAGAGAUCGCAUCUUAUUUCGCAUCAAGGCAUUCACACAGGGCAGAAGCCAUAUACGUGCCAGGAUUGUGGGAAGAGCUUUAGCUUCAAUUCUGGGCUUGUUAUACAUCAACGGCUUCAUACUGGAGAGAAACCUUAUAAAUGUCCCAACUGUGGGAAAAAUUUCAAUCAGAAAUCGCACCUUAUUUCACACCAGAGAAUCCAUAUGGGGCAGAAAAUUUAAUUUCUAAAGACAAUUCUGUAGAGGCUAUUAAUAUUAGCAUCAUCUUUGCUCUCUAAACUGUAGCUUUUGGAGGACAAUCUGCGUCAUCAUCCAUGUGUCUAGAUGGACUUAUUUUAGAAUUUUGAAAUAAGAUGUGUAGCAAAAAGAAGGGUGACUACCAAGAGCAGUGGAUGGAACAGGAGGAUCGAGGUCAGGGAUCAAGGCUACAAUAUAAAAAUGCCAGAAAGCCUAUACUUAAUGUACUUUAAUAUCAAUUUUUCAAUUUUAUGAGAAAAUAAUAUUGUAGUUUUAAAUGUAAAAGAUUUAUUGGUCACUAACUACAGGAAAAUGCUUUAAAAAUUCUCAUUAAUGUGUUGAUAUAGAUUCUUAGCUUGGGCAAAAUAUAUAGCGCUCUUUCCAAAGUCUCAUCAGUGCAUAAGGAGAAGGUGGGAAGUUGGACCCCACUGCUGACCACAUCCUUAAUGCUUUGUUCCCUUUUGGCUUGGGAGUUUGCUGUGCUUAGAUUUGAAAAGGAAAUCCUACAUUUCUACAAACGAAAGGGGUAUAUCUAUAUCACAUGGGAUGCUGGAAUAAAGAUGUGACAUAGAGGUUGGGGCCACAAGGCAGUUCGUAUUCCUCCACAAAUUCUAGACUAUGCAUGGAGACAACUUUGGAAUUUCAAAAUGUAGUAAAUCGAGAAAAUCAUCCUUGUUAUGUACGAUCUCUAGGUUAGAUUUCUCUAAUACUUUCUAUAUAAGGUUGCCUCUGAAAAUGGUUUGCAAAAUUUAGUGGAUACAGAACGCAUCAAGAUUACAAAUUCAACUUGAAGUAUGCUUGGUUUAAAUUAGUAUAUAGCUCCAAUUUUGUUCAAUUGACACUGGUUAGCAACUUGCUUCUGAGCACCAUCCAAAGUUUUGCUUAUUGGCUGUAAACUUCAAAUGAUUGCCACGUGAGACUGUCCCUUGCAGUCCUCCUCAGGAACUCUGCAUUGUGCCCCUGUGUGGUGCAGAUGGGGAACACCACUUCUCACUUGUGACGCCUGGUUAUGGAAUUCCCUGCUCCAAGUGGUCUGUCUGACCCCUUCUUUAGUAGUGCUUCAAAUUGGUACUUUAAAGGAAGCAUUUUGUUCUACCUCUCUCACCACGCCUUCCGUGAUUUUUUUUUUAGUUUUUGAAUAUUUGAUCUAGAUUCCAGCUUGUUUUUAGGCGGCUGUUAUUAUUAUUAUUACUACUACUACUACUACUACUACUACUACUACAUUGGAACCAGACUUAGUCACGCUUAAAAAAAGACCCACUGAAAUCAGAGAGGUUUAAGGUAAUCAUGACUAACCUGUCCCAUUGAUUUGAAUGCACCUGUGUAAGCAUGACAGCAUAUAACCUACUUCAUUGUUGUUGAGCUCUAGUGUUCAGCAGCACUUGGCAUUAUGGCCAGCGGUGAGAGAUGGUGGGAAUUGCAGCCUAACAACACCUGGAAAGCCUUUGGUUAUUAUCCAGUCCUGGAUUACUGUAGUAUGGAUGCUGUGCGCUGCCCUGAGACCAAGGGGCUGAAAAGCAGGGUGUAAAUAUUAAGUCAAUCAGUAUUUAUCACAUUUUUAAGUAUUGAUCAUUACAGCUUAAUUGCAGCAACUCUACUGUACAUAAUGUUGCUAAUCAGAAUGGUGUAUAUGGUCGUUUUUCAAGUCUUGAAACUGUUUCUUUGCAAUAAGUGGAGAGUGUACACGCAUUUUUUAAAAAAGAUAUUCUGAUACUGGUUGUUUGCUUGGAUUUUUGCUUUUUAUCAUUUUCUCUCCCCUCCUUAUAAUCAAAUGUAAUUACAACACUAAGAGAAUUUACUUGCUUGAAUUAACUUUUCAACAACACAAGGGAAGCAGUGCAUAAAACUCUGGAGCCAUGCGGGAGAAGGCACUUUUCAUGUUCCAGAUGGUCGAACUUUUGACAACAGGGUAUCUUCAGAACAGCUUUUCCUGCUCAUCUGAGUAGUCAGUCUGGUUCAUAGCAAGAGCGGCAGUCCCACAGAUUGUCAAGCCCUAAGCUGUGCAGGGCUUUUUUGAGUCUGUGCCACCCCUUGAAUUAUUCCCAGAAGUCAUCAGCAACUGUUGAUCUCUCAUUACAGGAAUCAUAUGAUUUCUAUAUGUUAAACUGGUCAGCAGCCUAGCUGCCCUAUUUUGUAGUAUUUGCAAUUUCUAGACUUUUUCAAGGGUAGCCUCACAUGCAGCACAUUCCAGUAGUCAAGACAGAUUGUAACUUCUCCACAGUCCAGCUGGCUCAGGAAGAGCAGCAGUUGAUGUUCAACCUUGUAAUUGUGCAAACAUUCUCCUUGCCAAGGCUGCUACCUGCAAGUCCAAUGACAGUUGGGGAUCAAAGGGCACUUCCAAUCUGCUGCUUCUGGGGACUGCAACCCUGUGCAGAGCAAGUUUCACUCCAAUCCCAGAGGCCAGCUUUUUCCAUACCAACAGCAGCUCUGACUUGUCUAGAUUUAAUUUCAACUUGUUUUCUUUCAUCCAGCCUAUUAUCGAGGUUAAGUAACAUCUAGGGGUAUUGAUUCCUUCCUUGAAAAUUGGGUGCAGUAGAGCAGGGUUUCCUCAACAUGCUAAUGAUAUCUAAUUCCAAAACUCUGGAUGAGUUUCCCCAGUAGUUUCAUGUAAAGAUAUUAGUAAUAAGUCAUUGUUGUUGAAAUCUGUUCUCAAUCUAUUUGUGUGUGCGUGUGUGUGUAGCUGAGAAACAAGAAGUGUAUUGUUGCCUACUGAGUGCUAAUCUAUCCCAGCCUUUCUUUACUCAGUGUCAUUCAAAUGGCUGGGGGAAUAUAAUCAAGCACAUCUGGAGAAUACCAGAUGGGAGGAAGCAGCCUAGUAAAUAUUUAAUGGCAUAAGAUUUUAGGGGCCAUACUUAUUGUCCUAUAAAAAAUUAAAGGAAUGCCAAUAGAAAUAAACAUCUGGGGAGAAAAUGUGGUUUCUCUUUUUAGUGUUUUUUUUUUUUAAUUCUUAAGCGCAUGCUUAUCAGUUUUAGAAGUCAACCAUGUGUAGGGAUGAGGGCAAGAAUCCAAAACGUUUUGACAACAAUAUUACUU